Messenger RNA from Python bivittatus (Burmese python), 10389 nucleotides. The record is from RefSeq and is a predicted model, not a curated record. NCBI's taxonomy places the organism in Eukaryota, Metazoa, Chordata, Lepidosauria, Squamata, Pythonidae.
AGAUAUUAACUAUUUUUGGAGAUAUUAACUCUUAGGAGAGCUUUGCAAGAGCCAAGACAACCGGAUGCCUGGCCUCCCACCAUAAAGAGCUGCAGUUUCUGCAGCAGCUGUAAUCUACAUUCUCCAUCACCCUCACUAAAUUUAUUCCCAGGACUGUAACUCCUCUAUCUAUCUAAAGGGUCACUUGCCCAAUUCCUUUUUGUGCUUUGGACGUUUUUGGCAUCAAUUCACGCUUAAACACAAUAGGGAAGCCUAAAGCUGCAGCGCUAUUAGUAAAGGCCAUGAGCAGAGAGGAAGAACAUCCUGGAGCUCCAAAGGACGGCAUGGCGGGGGAGGGGGAGAGGGACCGGGCCCCUUCGUCUGUCAUGGUGGGUUUUGUGUUGAAAACGAGGCCCCAUAACUCCUCGUCCUGCUGCCAAGUUAAGCUGCCAGCCUGCCAGCCACGUCCUCUCUUCCCCUUGCCUUCCUCUGGUCGGCCAGCGCCACCCGUUACUUCGUGCGCAGGCGAGCUCGCCCCUUUCCCCUCCUGAGAGGGCCGACUCCUUCUCGGCUUCCACCAUCGAGGCCAACCGUCAGAGGUGCCAGCCACCGAGAUUACACUCACGAGCACACACGCUGCUCUUUUCUCCUGAGGCAAAGCUCUGUGUCCGGUAGUUGGACACAUUUACUCGAAAAUGGCUGAUUUUAACAGGAGCUGCCAUAACUUCUCAAGAUCGCGCCCCACGCGAAGAAUAGCACCGAGCCGCCUCGACGUGGGACCCACACUUCCUGUACACACUUUGUUCUCUCCCCUCCAAGGGCUUUAUUAACGCUGAACACCUUUCCAGCCCAAUUAGACUGAAAGCAACUUCUAUUGGUCACUUCAAACCUUUUCCCCAGAUUGUCAUUUGCAACCAGCAACGUCGAUCAACAUGUUUUUCUUAACACCCCCCCAGCCGACUCCUCCUGCCUGCCUUUCUCUCUUCCCCCCUCCUCCCCGUUUGCAACAUAAGAGAAGAGCGCGCGCCCUUCCUACAGGUAGUAGUUGUAGCGUUCAGCACUUCCCAUCGCCUUGUAAGACUAGUGGCCUGAGCGCGUGAACGCGAUCCGUGGCGCGCCUUCACUGCUCGCUUUCGACAUUCGGAGAGAGAGAGAGAGAACUUGCCAAAGCUGCUGUUAAAAAGCUCGCUUUUACUCUUCCCAGCGAAGCAGAAAGUCUUGGGUAGCAGCAGCUACCAUCAGAAAAGUACUCGCGACGAGCAGAAGCCAGAAAGCGUUGCAGGCAGUUCGCCCCGCUGCUACAACCCGGCGGCUCAGCCGUCCCCGCCUUGCCCAUCAGCAGGUUGUGGACGGGCGGCGGUUUCUGAAGAGAAAGUGGGGAGGGAGGGAGGAGGGAGCUGAUCGCGCGUCCCUCCCCACUCUCGCCUAGGGGGAGGGGAAAGGAGACGAACCUCGCAUUGUUCCCCUGGCAGGCGACUCCUUCUGGGCCAUGGGCUCCUCGCCUUUGUUCCCAGGCUGAGCGGGCGGGCGCCGAGCGCGUUCUCCUUUCUGAUCCAAAGCAAACGCGGAGCUUUCCUGGGGCAAGAUGGAUGUGACCGUUUCUGAGCUCCUGGAACUCUUUCUGCAGAGUCCUCUGGUGACCUGGGUAAAAACAUUUGGAGCCCUAGGGAAUGAUAAUGAAGACAAACUUGAAGUGUACAUGAAUCUAGCAGAUGGAGUCUUCUUGAAUAAAAUAAUGUUGCAAGUAGAUCCACGCCCAACAAACCAGCGUGUAAAUGAGCAUGUCAACAAUGAUGUAAACCUACGGAUUCAAAACCUCACUAUUUUGGUCAGGAACAUCAAAACCUAUUAUCAGGAAGUCCUGCAGCAGCUGAUCAUAAUGAAUUUGCCAAAUGUCUUAAUAAUUGGCAAAGAUCCUCUCUCUGGUAAAAGUAUGGAUGAAAUUAAAAAGCUGUUACUUUUGGUAUUGGGUUGUGCUGUGCAGUGUGAAAGAAAAGAAGAAUUCAUUGAAAGAAUAAAACAGCUAGAUAUUGAAACUCAAGCUGCAAUUGUUUCACACAUCCAGGAGGUAACCCAUAAUCAGGAGAAUGUAUUUGACUUGCAGUGGCUAGAGCUACCAGAUAUGGCUCCAGAAGAACUAGAGUCACUUUCCAGAAAUAUGGUUUUCCACCUUAAGAGGCUGAUUGAUGAGAGAGAUGAGUGCACAGAGUUAAUUAUAGAUCUCACUCAAGACAGAGAUUACCUGCAGUCCCAGCAGCCACUGAGUCCUCUGAAAACAUCAAGUCCAGCUUCUUCCCCAAAUCUUGCCAGCCGCCUCUCCAAUGAGGACAAACAGCAUUUGUCUGUGGAGCUUGCAGAUGCAAAGGCCAAACUCAGGAGGAUCAGGCAGGAGCUGGAAGAAAAAUCAGAGCAACUUGUUGACACCAGACAUGAAGUAGAUCAGCUAGUCCUGGAACUACAGAAAAUAAAGCAGGAGAAUAUUAACCUCAUGGCAGAUGCUCGCUCUGCUCGGGCCUACAGAGAUGAGUUGGAUUCUUUGAGGGAGAAAGCAAACAGAGUGGAGAGACUUGAGAUGGAGCUGGUCCGGUGUAAAGAGAAACUUCAUGAUGUGGAUUUCUAUAAAGCACGUAUGGAGGAGCUUAGAGAAGACAACAUCGUAUUAAUUGAAACAAAAACAAUGUUGGAAGAACAGUUGAUGAUAGCAAGAGCUCGUGGUGAUAAAUUGCAUGAAAUUGAAAAAGAAAAUUUGCAGUUAAAAUCCAAACUUCAUGACAUAGAACUGGACAGGGAUACUGACAAGAAGAGAAUUGAAGAGCUGCUGGAAGAAAACAUGGUGCUAGAAAUUGCACAGAAACAAAGUAUGAAUGAGUCAGUACAUCUCGGCAAGGAACUGGAACAACUGUCAAAGAGUACAGAUCUCUCAGAUACAAGGAAAUCUUUUGUCUUUGAGUUGAAUGAAUGUGCAUCAAGUCGCAUCUUGAAACUUGAGAAGGAUAACCAGAGCCUGCAAAAUAUCAUCCAGGAACUCAGAGAUGCAUCUGUAGCCACUGAAGAGAAUAGCCUCAAAUUUGUAGAACUACAAAAUGAGAAUCAACAGCUUGGCCAAAAGAUUGAGAAACUGCAAAACCAGAUAGAAAAAGAGAAGCAAAGUAAUCAAGACUUGGAGACUUUAAGUGAGGAACUCUUGAAAGAAAAGCAAGAGCUUAAGGAUAAAAUGGAGGCCUUAAAGGCUGAUCAAGACAGACAGAUAAAAGACCUAGAAAAAGAAACUGACCAUCUGAAUCAAGUGGUUUUGUCUCUAAGACAUAGAUCUCAAGUCAGUACUGAGGCCAAAGUGAAAAACGUUGAAAUAGAAAACAAAAUACUUCAUGAGACAGUUACUGAAAGCAAUAGCAAGCUCAGUAAGCUUGAAUUUGAGAAGAAGCAGUUGCAAAAAGAUUUUGAGCAAGUUAAAGAAAAAGUAGAAAAAGUAGAAGAAAUGGACAAAGAGCUUCAUCGGCUGGAGAGGGAGAAUGAGCAGCUUGCCAGAAAAGUUACAACCAUGAAAAUUACCACUGAGAAAGUAGAAAAACUUGAACAAGAAAACAAGGAUCUGGAAGUAGAGAACAGGAAGCUGAAAAAGUCUCUAGAUAUUUUGCACAAUGUUUCUGUCCAGCUGGAAAAUUUAGAAAAGGACAAUAAACAGCUAGAUGAAGAAAAUGCAGAGCUCAAGCAAAUCAUAGAGACUAUGAGAUUCACCAGUACAAAAUUAGCCCAGAUAGAGGCAGAAAAUAAAGAGCUAGAAAAGGAAAAGGAGGAACUUAAAGAAAACAUAGUUGUGCUGAAGGUUCUGCUCAAGAAAUCAGAAAGGUUGGAGCUUAGUUACCAGAGUAUGAAUGCAGAGAAUCAAAGACUGCAGCAAAUUCUAGAAAGUAGCAAUAAAAAAGUUCAACAGUUGGAAAAAGAACUCCAGGGUGUUGAAGAUGACAAUCAAAGUCUUCAGAGAAAAUUAGAGGAAUUGAGGAUCUCAAAUAAGCAGGUGGAAUGGUUGGAAAAUGAGAAGAAAUUGUUGGAGCAAGAAGUGUUCCAGUUGGAUAAAGACAAAAAGAUGCUGGAAAAAGAGACAAAGAGACUGUGGCAGCAAGUAGAGCUAAAAGAUGCUAAUUUGGAUGAGAAUACUAUAAAAUUAGCAGCAAUUGAGAAGGAGUACAAAAUUUUAGAAAGAGAACUUGCUAGAGUCAGAGAUUCAUCAAAUAAAAUGAAGGAAUUUGAAAAGAACAAUAAAGAUCUCCAGAAGCAAGUUACGAUUGAUAAGAGAACACUAGCUACACUGCGAGAGGAUUUGGUUCUUGAGAAGUUAAAGAGCCAGAAGUUAUUUAGCGAGAUGGAUAAAUUGGACCAAGAACUAGAGAAGAUGGGAUUAAAUAAGGAGCUGCUUCUGCAGGAUGAUAAUGGCAACAGUGACAAGAAAUAUAAAAUCUUGAAAAGCCAAACUGAAUGUAUUUUAAAGACAACACUAGCUAAUAAAGAAGAGAAGAUUGUUGCAUUGGAGGCCAAACUGCAAGAGUUCGUUAACUUAAAUCAACAGUUACAGAAUGAACUGAACAUGAUGAGGAAGGACUUUGCAUGUCUCAAGCAGAAGCAAGAAGAGGGAACUUUUAUGCAGAAGUUGAAUCAACCAUUGGAAAAUUGUCAGAAGGAAGCAACAGUGCAGCUUCUCAAAGUGAAGGACAGAGCUAUAGAAUUAGAAAGGAAUAAUGCUGCCUUGCAUACAGAGACACAGCUUCUUAAGGAGCAGCUAGGACAUUUGGAAGUGCAGAAUGGCUCCUUCAGCAAUCAGAUCCUGACACUACAAAAGCAAAAUGCUUUCCUUCAAGAGCAUAACACUACAAUGCAAACACAAACAGCUAAGCUCCAGGUGGAGAAUUCAACCCUAAAUUCCCAGAGUACAUCCUUGAUGGCCCAGAAUACAUUACUCCAGAAUCAGCAGCUGGCCAAGGAGAAUGAAUAUGACAACCUGCUGAAACAGAAAGAACAACUCAAAGCAGAGUAUGAAUCCCUUCUUCAAGAUCAUGAACACCUUGUGUUACUGCACGAACGGCAGUCUACGGAAUAUGAAACGCUAAUAGAACAGCACAGCAACCUCAAAGCCUUGCACAAAAAUCUUGACUUGGAGCACAGAGAUCUAGGAGAAAGAUACAGCAGUUUGAUAGAACAUAAAACAAAACUGGAAGAGAUGGAGAUGAUUUUAAAGACAGAAAAAGAUGUUCUACAACAGGAGAAGAGAACAAGCACAAUAGUGGCUGCAGAGAACCAGAAGCUUAGAGAAGAACUAGAAAGGAUGAAUAUCUCACACACCAAACUGAAAGCUGAGUAUGAAGGGCUUCAUAUUCACACUAAGGAGCUGAAAACAUCCUUGAAUAAUUCUCAGCUAGAACUGAACCGUUGGCAAGCUCGUUAUGAUGAGCUGAAGGAACAGCACCAAACUAUGGAUAUCACCUUAACCAAACUGGACAACCAUUGUGAGCUGCUUGCUCGACUAAAAGGGAACUUGGAAGAAGAGAAUCAUCAUCUCCUCAGUCAGAUCCAGCUAUUGAGCCAACAGAAUCAAAUGUUGCUGGAGCAGAACAUGGAGAAUAAAGAACAAUACCAUGAGGAACAAAAGCAAUAUAUUGAUAAAUUAAAUGCCUUAAGGAGGCACAAAGAAAAACUGGAAGAGAAAAUAAUGGAUCAAUACAAGUUUUAUGAUCCAGCUCCAAAAAAGAAAAACCACUGGAUAGGAGCUAGAGCCUUGGUUAAAUUCAUGAAGCCAAAGAAAGAGUCAACAAGAGAACGAUUGAAAUCUUCAGCAGACAGCCCUCUGUGUCAGUUGGAAAGCAUGGAGACAACAGGUUCACCGUCUCCAUCACAGCUGCCCAAGCAGAAGAGUCUGGAAAACACCUCCAUAGAUUCCAGCUCCAUGGAAGACAAAGAGCAUAAGAAUGGACCCAUGGUCAAAGGGGAUUCAAAUCUGAGGACAGUUUCUUACUGUGGAGGCAGCAGUGACCACAUUGAAAAUGCAACAGAUCCUGCUAUUAAACAGUGCUAUGUGGAGUCAAGUUCCAGGACUUCCUCUGCUCCAACUACCUAUUCAACUUUUACCCCCAUCUCUAGACAACCAAACAGACCGAAAGGCCAUAAUUCAGAUGGUGACCUGUAUGAAAAUUCCUCUGAGGCAAUGGUUUCCAACAACCAGCACAUGUCUGGGUCAAAUAGCUUAGAGAACAGUGAAAGUGCAUCCAGUAGCAGCUCCCCUUUAAACCUGAAAGGAUCUUUCGACCAUAUUCGUGACAGAUCUGAAAGUUUUAGCAGUGAAGACAUAGUGCUAAUGAAAGAUAUGCCUGGCACAUCUAGAGAUGGUCUAUUUUAUUCCACCUCUUCUGCAGUUGUGGGUUCAAACACUAAGCACAGUUCCACAUUUAAUAAGAAUGGCAUGUUAUUAUUUGAUAUAUCUCAGAAAAGCAAUCAAAUACAGAAGCAAUCUGUUAAGCACCGAUCUGCCUCUCCGGGUAAUGAAAUGGUAACCUUAGAAGAAUUCCUUGAAGAAAGCAACAGAUUAUCUCCAAUGAAAGAUAUUUCUAGUAAAGAUGAUUUGCUGAGUGACUAUUUCAGAAAAGCCAAUGAGCUUCCAUGUACUGGAGGUCACUUUCCUCAGGCACACAGGAAGGAGCCAAGCAAGACACCUACCAGUUAUGUCACUCCAACUAUAAAGAUGCCUGGCGCUGCUGAAGAUGGAAGGCUAGCUAAACCGGGCCACUACAUGAAACCAAAUCUUAAACCAUCCGAAUCAGAACUUGUGGCAAACUCCAAUAAGCUUACCCAUGGACUUCGAAAUCAGGCCAGUCGAGCAUCAAAGCCAUUGGUAUCCCCUCAGCAGACCAAUAACAUGGGCAGGCAGAGCACAUCAUUGAACCGGGCCUAUAGCUUGGCUUCAGCAGAUCUUCUCAGAGCCACUGGCCCAGAUGUGACCAGACGGUAUGAAAGUCUUCCAAAGCCUGUGACUGCUGAUAUCCGAAUAGGCAAGGACUCAGACGUCCAGACUUCCCAGCUGCCUUUGGCUUCUACUUCUCAGAGCUCUCUGAGAGAGAGGUCACAGUCUGCAAAGAUAAUGGGUUCUUUGCAAAACGUUGAUUCUCGCUGUCGACAGCUUGAUGUUAGGCGCCUUUCUCUUGCCCCUCCAAAAGAUGAGAGGUCACUCUUGUUUCCUCCGUUUUCUUAUUCUACCACCACUUCUAAGGAUGAUCUUUCUUCUCAGCCACAGGAACGGGCAAAAGUACAUUUGGAGCAGCAUUCUUCUCUUCCACAAUAUGCACCUAAAACCAAAUCCAAGCCAUUGUUGCAGAGUGGGGAGGUGGCCACUGUGACUCCUAUCAGAAUUGUUCCCAACAGUACAGAAGGGAACAAUCCCCAAGCAGCUGGUUCAACUGACAUCUAUGUUGCCAAAUGCCAGAAUCCAUCACCAGAAAAUAAAGUUUUGGCAGGGGGCAUUGAGGAAACAAACAGAGGGCUUGGUUCCAAGAACCCUCCUUCAUCACCAGAUCCCCCUGUUGAUCAGCAAACUGUUUGGUAUGAAUAUGGUUGUGUGUGACUCCUCAGUUCCACUUUGCCAAGGAUUGUAUAAAAUAUGUUUCACUACUGAAAAUUGGUGGCACUGGGAAUUUUGCUAAACACUGUUGUCUUAACUGUCUUCUGGAGGCUUUACAGUUCAGUAGAAACAUGUAUUUGCAUACUUGAGGUUCAAAACUGGAACAAUUCUGGAAGACUGAAAUGAUUUAAGCAUCUCCUCUUCUUCAAGUCCAGGAUCAUACUCACCAUAGUAUAGGAUGCUUACCAUUAAGUCCUCUUGUGCCUUUUGCAGGCCCUUUUCUUCUUUUACUAUUUGGGAAAUUGUAUCUGUGUGUUUGUCUACUGAGCUCAAGCCUUACUCAGUUUAGAGACAAUUCCGUCUUAUUUUUAAAUACCAUCUUUUUUUACAAAUCUGAAAUGUUCUUUGGGGUAUUGUUAAAAGCAGCAUGAUGCAAGCAUGCUGCCUUUACGCUGGUGGUUAUUUCAUUACCAGUUAGCGGCUUUCUAAAUAUCCUGGCUUCUUUGCUGCACUUACAGUAGUAUGCAGUAGAGAUGCUGCCUUUUUAUAUAUGUCUAAUAUUUGUAUUGAAAACACUGGAAAUAAUGCAGCCUUAUUGAGGGGCAUGGUCUCCUUUAAAUGGCAACUUUUCAUGCACUGGACUAAUCUGUUUACUACUCCAUGCAUUAAAUCACUUAAUGGCUCCACUGGUUGCCUAGAGAACCUGUACAGUCAGUCUGCUCUCCUAAUGUGUACAGUUCUUUUGCCUAAAUGAUAUAUAGGAGAUUCUUUUAAUGAUGCCCAUGGCUAUUGCAAUGUUGAAACUUGCAAACUAUCUCAAUAAAUAAUUGCAAGUUCAGGCCUUGGUUCUAAUUUGGUCAGCAUGAUCUAUGUAGAAACCAAGUUUCAUUUAUAUACAUAUUUUUAUGAAAUCAUAUUUAUGCCCAGAUGAAAUAUUUUACUCUAUGAGUUUCAUUGACUCCUUGUGCAUAUCUCCUGAUUUGUUGUUUUGCUUAUAAAGAGAUCCUCCUUUCUAACAGAUUAACAGAAUCAUAAAACUUCUCUGGAUUUGUGAUUUAUGAUAGAAAAAACUGAAUCUGUAACAGAUCUCACACAACCAGUGACUAGAGUGUGUCAUAGUUUGUAGCAGUCACAUUGUGAGAAGAGCAAGUUUGUCUGUAAUAAAGACUUUUUAAAAUACAAAUAUGUCAAAACUGUCACUUUCUCCCAGAAAAAAAUGUAUCAUUGAGCAUUGCUGUAAAAUGUAGGCUGUCACAGAUGCACACCCUUUUUAGCAAAGCUUUAAUACGUGUGAGUGUGCGGGGGUGGUACCACCUCCUUGUAACUUCAAAGUAUGAUUCCUCAUCUUAAUAUUUAUAGAAGUACAUGAAUUUUCUUCCAUGGUACAGCAAAACCUUCUAAAUGUAUUUAAUAAAUGUAUAACAUAGUACAUAUUUUCCCAAACCAGACAUAAGGACAAUGUUUGCUUGGUUAAUUCUGCAGUCAGUUACAGUCCCAGCACAUCUGGAGGCUGCCAUGUUGGGGAAGGCAAGUUCCACAAAGGUAUCCGUAACUUGUGUUGUUUGUUAACAGAGUUCUAUAAAAAUUCUUGACAGGUUUUUAAUGCAAGUUUACUGUAAUAUUUCUCCUUGAGGGGACUGGUUGACAUUGAGAGGCAACUGAGUUAUAUGUAAUGGAAUAGUCCAUUACUUCCUGACUUUGCAUGAAUGCAAUACAGUGCUUCAAUUUCAAGGGAGGAUAUCUGUCCUGCUUAUAUGGAAAUGACUGUGAACGUGUGAUAAAUCUUGAUGCAAGAUGUGGUGGAUUGCCCCCCCCCCAGCUCCCAUGAGCACUUAAAAUCUUACUACAACCUUCCUACAACACCUGGGAAGAUCUGCAGCAGUAAUGCUACCACUAGCCACUUUCCUGGAGAAAUUCUCUCUGCUUUGGUUUACUCUGGAGGAUGCUAGGAGCAAUCUUCCUUUCACCAGUAGUUUAACCAUAAGGGAGAAAUGUGGCUAACAUCAGGAAUUGAAGUCUUUACUAUGUAUAUCAAGAUUAAAGAACUAAAAGAAAGUUGAAAAGGCACAAAAGGAAAAAGACAUGAACAAUGGCUUAUGGAAACAUUGAGUUUCUAGUACAGAAGAUGACAAAAUAUGGGCUGGACUAUGCUACCAUUAGAUGAGUCUAUAUCAGUAGCUCUGCAUCAGACUGGUGGGAAGUGUGGAGUGGUGUACUGCAAGGCUUCGUUCUAAGCUUUGUGCUGUUCAGCAUUUAAAUGUAAAUUACUUGGAUGGCAGGCUAGAAAAUAAACUUGCCAAUUUUUCAGACAACUAAGGGUAUGGCAAACAUCUUAGAGGACAGCAUCUAGAUUUAAGAUGAUCUUGACAGGCUGGAACAAUGAACAGAAAGUAGCAAGGUGAAUUUCAACAGAGACAAAUCCCUACCAUAGGGUAGGAAGAAUCAAAGACAGGAGUAUAGGAUGCAAAGCAUAUUGGACAGCAGUACAUGUGAAAAGAACCUGGGUGCCUUGGAUCCCAAGCUGAACAUAAGCCUAAAGUAUGACAGCUACAAAAAAAAGCCAAUGCAAACCUAGAUUGCAUCAACCAAAGUCUAAUGCCAAGCUCAAGUAACUGUUCAUCUGUUGCACUGGUCAUGUGCCUUGAAUAUUACAGCCUGUGAUGGACACCAUAUUUUAGGAAGGGCAUUAUCAAAUUAGAAUGUGUCUAGAGUAGGCAACCAAGAUGAUAAGGAGUCUGGAAAGAAGAGCAUACAAAGAAAAUUAGAGGCACUGGGCUUGCUUAGCCUGGAGAAGAAAAGAAGGCAGA